This is a messenger RNA of Sphaeramia orbicularis (orbiculate cardinalfish), 2624 nucleotides long. RefSeq names its product transmembrane protein 165 (gene tmem165). The record is from RefSeq and is a predicted model, not a curated record. Gene Ontology annotation, biological process: Golgi calcium ion homeostasis; manganese ion transmembrane transport; calcium ion transmembrane transport. Gene Ontology annotation, cellular component: Golgi apparatus. The coding region runs from base 215 to 1132 and encodes 305 amino acids. The transcript has 6 exons. Gene Ontology annotation, molecular function: manganese ion transmembrane transporter activity; calcium ion transmembrane transporter activity. NCBI's taxonomy places the organism in Eukaryota, Metazoa, Chordata, Actinopteri, Kurtiformes, Apogonidae.
AUUGCGUCCGGCCGGUCCUCUCUGCGGCAGCACGGCUAACUUCCCCCGAGUUUGGCUCGGUCGGUCCGAUUGUGACGUGUAUGAACUAGGAGUCCCUCAAAUUGUACAGGUUGCUGAUAUGAAGUUAUUGUGUUUAUGUGUCGACUGUAUUAUGUGAUUUGUGAGAGACACGUUAACGUGGAAAGUGUGCUGCGGUUAGUGUUUUGGAGCAAUAAUGCCUGUCACGGUCGGCGGAGGAGAUGGACGGGCUAAUAGAAAUGGGAUGUGCGUCUUGUUUCCGCUUGCUGUCGUGUUGUUGUUGUCGGUCGGAGUUGCAGCUAUUCCAGAGGAGCAUAAACCCGCUCAAGAGCAGCCGCCACAAGAGAAAGUCUCCACUCCUCAUCCAAUAGGCCCCGUAGUGUCUGAAGAUGGCGCACCUAAAGGAAACCUGGGAUUCAUUCAUGCCUUUGUGGCAGCCCUCUCCGUCAUCAUCGUCUCUGAGUUGGGAGACAAGACGUUUUUCAUCGCAGCUAUUAUGGCGAUGCGUUAUAACCGCCUCACUGUGCUGGCAGGCGCAAUGCUGGCACUAGGAGUCAUGACUUGUCUUUCAGUGCUUUUUGGCUAUGCCACCACCAUCAUCCCCAGAAUCUACACAUACUAUGUGUCCACUGCUCUGUUUGCCAUUUUUGGAGUACGGAUGCUGAGAGAGGGUCUGAAAAUGAGUCCAGAUGAAGGCCAGGAGGAAUUGGAGGAGGUGCAAGCAGAGAUCAAGAAGAAGGAUGAAGAGCUCCAGCGGUCUAAGCUGGCUAAUGGGGCCCCUGAUGUUGAAGCUGGAUCAGGGACCACCAUACCUCAGGGAAAGUGGCACAGCUUCAUCUCCCCCAUCUUCCUCCAAGCCUUCACUCUCACCUUCCUGGCAGAGUGGGGUGACCGUUCCCAGCUUACCACUAUUAUUCUAGCUGCUCGGGAGGAUCCUUUUGGAGUUGCUGUGGGUGGUACACUUGGACACUGUCUGUGUACUGGAUUGGCUGUAAUAGGAGGGAGAAUGAUCGCACAGAAAAUAUCUGUUCGAACAGUCACAAUCAUUGGAGGAAUUGUUUUUCUGGCGUUUGCCUUCUCUGCCCUGUUCAUCAAACCAGACGCUGGACUUUAAAUGGAUGAAAGACUUUCAGGUUCACUCUGUACAUAAAUGUAAAAUCUGGUUACGUCGCUGUAGAGAGACUGUAGUUUUGACUAUAUACUGUAUGUGUCCAACAGGACGUACCACUCACGACAUGGAAAGAUUCCUACAAUUGGUAACUCAGUGGGUUUUGUCAUAGAGGCCGAACUGAAACAUUGUAGUAUCUGUUAUGUUAGGAUUCAGCAAAAGUCUGAAGUCUUUCUACUCUGUCAUUGUUUCCUGCAUGACAGGGUUGAUGAUGAAUGAAUGAAUGCUAACAAAUUCAUCUGUGUUCAUCAAGUAAAAUAGGCAGGUGUUUAGAUAAAUUUAAGCACAUUAGUUAGUAGACAAGUAGGAAAUGUUCAAAUUCUUUAAAUGGUCUGAUGAGGAAAAACCAUUGAGUUACAGAAAUUAAAGGAACACAACGACAAAAGGCAGGAGGAUUGUGGAGUAACCCUAACCCAGAUCUGAAAUCUCAACAUAGGUUCUGUGAGAGAAAACAGAUUGUAUUCUUGCUGAUGGCUGCCUCAUAGUCCAUUUUUAACGUUUUUUUUUGGCUCAGAAACAUGAGCCUGACGUGCAGUACAUUAAUUGGACUCAGCUAGCCUCUGAGUGAUUAAACUGUCUCUUCCUUUGCCUUUUUUUUUUUUGGUUUUAAUGUUUGAUUUACACUAUUUAAAAUUAACCUAUGUGCUGUCAGGAGACUGUAGAUACAACAAUGUCCUCAGACUGAGUUUUUAACCCGCCACCCCACAAGGUCUGAAACCAUUGGUGUGGAUUCACUAUCAACUCUGAAGGCCUUCCUUUUAGUUUUGUAGUAUGUUUCCUUCAUUGGACAUACACUGUUCCUAUUAGUUAUUCUUCUGAAUAAGAGACUGUACAUUACCUCUACAUCCUGCGCUGUCAUGUCUCUACAUUAUGUUAUGAGAGCGCCAUUAUAGUUUUUCCUCACCCUUAGCGCACCUCCUUAAAUUGCAGAUGACAUUUCCGACAUAGUCACUGCCAAAAGUAUCACUUAGUAUUUGCUCCGUCUAGUUUCUGUUAUCAGUAGUGAAUCUGCUCAUACAAAGGCCAGUAACCUCCCAUAUUCUCAUACAAGCACAUAAACAUGACUGCUGUCCUGCAUCACAAAGACAACAAAACUUUAAAUUCAUUAUUAAAGUAGAGAUCGCUCCCUUUGCUAUGAGCGACCCUGGUGUACCUACAGGUACAAGCCUAAGUUUCAUCUGUAUUUAAAACGGUUUCUAUUUAUUUAGCUUCGUUUUGUUUUCAAGUAUAUGUACUGUAGACUCUGAAAAAGGCAGGAGAGGUCAUUGCAAACCAGGCAUGAGAGUAUUUUUUUAAGUGGACAGGCUAAAACUGCAUUGUCAAUAUUUGACAGGCUGUGUCCAGCAGUGAAAUAAUACAGAAUUCUGUUUGUUAUACAGGUUGGUUGAAAAGAUAAAACCCUGAAAUGCUCAAUAAAAAUGUUUCAUGUGGUGUCUGA